This is a messenger RNA of Clonostachys byssicola, 249 nucleotides long. NCBI's taxonomy places the organism in Eukaryota, Fungi, Ascomycota, Sordariomycetes, Hypocreales, Bionectriaceae. The record is from the annotation of a GenBank genome assembly.
AUGUCCGUCGUCGGCGACGUAGCAUCCGUCAGUGAGGAGCCAGGCAGAGCUUACCAGAAAGCAUGGAAGCCAGCUGGAGACAGGGUAAACGAGUGGCCACGGAUUGGAUGGCUGGACAUGGCCCCAGCGCCAGGCAUGAAUCGAUGCUUCCGCGACGACACUGCUGCGAAUCGAAGCGGUGUUGGUCGCAGCCAGGACCAGAAGCGAAGCAGCGCGGACCUCGAGGGCGAAGCUGGUCCGGGCCAUUGA